GGAACAGCACCAAAAAUGCUAGACAAACAAGGAAGAUGUGCAAGCAAAUAAUAUUGCUGCUUCUAAUACUUAGUACUUAUUGAGCUCUUUGGCCAAAAUGGCGACGUACUGGUAACAUAAAAUAAAUUAAUAGGAUCAAUUAUUUUCACCGGUGGAAUCUCUCUAAGCGAUAUGAAGAAAGAUUAAGUUGUGAAGGUCAGACAGCAGAAGGUCCAAGCCUGCAAUUUUUAAUAUCAAGAUGUCACCUGGAAAGACCUCAGUCAACAUUGUGAACUUGGGAAGAGUUGCUUACCGCAGUGCUCUACAGAUACAGCAACAAUAUAUCAAACAACAUUUUGAUUCUUCAAUCCAAACUCCAAACACAGUACUCUUGUGUGAACAUGAUCCUGUUUACACCACUGGCAUUCGGAGAGCACCGUACCCUGCUGAAGAAGAGCAGAGACUGAGAGAUCUGGGUGCAGAAUUCUUUCGGACGAACCGUGGAGGUCUUAUCACCUUUCAUGGGCCUGGGCAGAUGGUGUGUUAUCCUAUUCUUAACCUGGGCUGCUUUAAGAAGAGUGUGAGGUGGUAUGUAUGUGAACUAGAAAAGACAGUGAUUAAGAUGUGUGGCAAGUUCGGGAUUAAAGCCUCCACCUCUCCGGAUACUGGUGUCUGGGUAGGAAACAACAAAAUAUGUGCAAUUGGUAUCCACUGUGGUAGAUACAUCACUUCUCAUGGGUUGGGACUGAACUGCAACACUGACAUGAGCUGGUUUGACCACAUUGUGCCCUGUGGUAUUAUGGGAAAAGGAGUUACCUCACUCAGUCAAGAGCUCGGCCGGGAUGUCACGAUCGAAGAGGCGACUCCAGUGUUACUACAGGCUUUUAGUGAACAGUUCAACUGCACUCUGAGUAAAGCUGAGCUUCUAUAAAACCACUGACUUUAAACUGAUAAAUGCUGUAGGACCCUUCUCUAAUGGGUAACCCAAAUAAAACUUUAAAUGUUUUGCCAAA
Hemibagrus wyckioides is the source of this 992-nucleotide messenger RNA. It is a transcript of the gene lipt2, whose product is annotated as lipoyl(octanoyl) transferase 2. Gene Ontology annotation, biological process: protein lipoylation. The transcript has 4 exons. Bases 239 to 910 code for a protein of 223 amino acids. Gene Ontology annotation, molecular function: lipoyl(octanoyl) transferase activity. The record is from RefSeq and is a predicted model, not a curated record. Gene Ontology annotation, cellular component: mitochondrion. NCBI's taxonomy places the organism in Eukaryota, Metazoa, Chordata, Actinopteri, Siluriformes, Bagridae.